UAUCGGAUGCUAUUGAGCGAUGUCAAAGAGUAUCGUAGAUAGUAGAAAUCACCGAGUGAAAUUACAAUUCCAGAACAGAAGAGAGUUCUGCUGAAAGUAGAUUAAGAUAGUGUGUAAAAAUAUACAUUGCAGGUUCUCAGAAUGCAGCUCAUUGGAAGUAAUUGGGUGAUACAGCAUUUCAGUGUCCCUCAUGUAUUGCAGUGCUGAGUGGAUUGUCUGUCAGUAUACCAUCAGCCCUCUCCCUUCCCUUUCAUGCUGUGUUGAUGUCAUUACGCAUUAUGGAUGCUGCCAGGAAGAACAAUGACUGCUACUUCUACUACUACUCUACCUGUUUGAAGGGAGACGGUUGUCUUUUUCGACAUGAGCCAUCAGCCUUGGGUUGUGAGACAGUUUGCACAUACUGGCAGCAAGGCAAGUGUUUGAACCAGCACUGCAACUUCAGGCAUAUGGAACUAAGGAAAAAUCGUAAAUUAAUUCCCUGCUACUGGGAGAACCAACCAGGUGGUUGCCGCAAACCGCAUUGCCCAUUUAUGCACGAGAAACCACGUGACUCCGCUGGAACUAUACCUGAGAAGGUGAAUAAAGAAGCACCCGGUGAAGUGAGCACUGGCUAUAGCAACAAUGACCGCCUUGGAGGAGUCCUGCCCACAACAACAGAAGCAGAUGCAUCAUCUUUGGGCGCUGGACGUGGUCGCAGGCCUGUUGUUCCAUUACAACAGCAGCAGCCAGGAAGUGCAAGUGACAGUGUUGCUGGAUACGGAAGUCCACCUGUUGAUCCUCUUGUAGUCAACUUUGAGGAAGAGUCAGACAAUGAAAGUGUUCCUACCACGACCCCUACCAAGAAGCCACAGAGGAAGGUGCAUGUUAAGACCCUGGAGGAGAUCAGACUAGAACGUAUCCAGGCUGAGUCUGCUGCGUUCUAUGGCUACGGAGACGAUGGAGGAGGGAGUGCGCCACAAGCUCCGAGUGACCUGCGUUCCAAGAUAUCUCGCAGGACUGAAGGUGCGUCAGAUCCUUCCACGUUUAGAGUGCUCACUCUUGAAGAGAUACGACGUGGUCGACGAGGAGUGACUGAGGAGGAAACAGAGAGCAGUGAAGCAGGUAGCAGUGAGGUGCAGUAUAAGAGGUUAGCAGAUUUCGAGAGGACUGCUGCCCCUCCAAAAAAACUUAGGAGGAAACCUCCACCCAGGGCACCACCAGAUGUUAUUACCCAUUCUGGUGUUGUCAAACUAAAAAGACGUAGAGAUUCCGAAGUAACGACGUCGUCUGGUUUUGGAAUGCCAGACAGUACAACGAGAGAUCUGAAAGCCAAUGGUGUGUCACAUGAGAAUUUUCGUGGUGAAUGCCCCCCACUUUCAAUGUUCAAAGAAAUGACAGCAGAGGAAGAUGAAGAUGAACUGCUGGAAACUGAUGAAGAGACUGAUGGUACAGUAGCAGCAAAUGAGAUUUCAGCAUAUGAUGAUGUUGUCCUUGAUGACAUCGAUGAGUUACUUAACGUGUGAGCUGUGUAUUCUCUAUACAAAUUGUGGCCUUAUAAGUGUGUCUGAUGUGGAACAGUUUAUCACAGUUCUCGAUACCGCAAAAGAUAUCACAUUCCAUUUGUAUAGUGUGAAAAGAGGAAUGAGCCACAUGUUCACAUUUCAUUUUUAAAGACCAGUUGUUAAUUAAUUUAAUUGUUUGUGUACAUGUACACAUGUGUAUGUAUGGAAGUUUGUGUGUGUGUGUGUGGGGGGGGGGGGGGGGGUGUCAAAGUAAAAUAACGUGCAGCAUAAUGUGUGAAUUACAGUUCUUCAGGUGUAUAAUUCACAAGUUUACAUCUGUGUAAAAAUUUGUUAUCUCUUGUUGGUAUAUUAUUUGUUUAUCACUGUCAAAUUGAUUUACGUAUUUAAAAAUUGUACACUAUUUUUUCCCUUGCAGUGAAAGCAUGGAAUGUUUACAGUGUGUUCAUUGUCCCAGUCUAUUAUUUUUUUCUAUUAAGACAGGUUGGAGAAAAUGUUUCACAAGAAAAGGGUCUUUAAUUCAGAUAUGUGUUGUUGGCCUUUAUUAUAGGUCACAAAGUGGCGAACUUCUAGUUAACGUAUGAUCAUUAUUUGUAUUCUAUUCUUGUGAAGUUAGUAAAGUAUAGUGAACUGUGAUUAUUUCAUGUUACAUUCAUGAAAUCAUUUGAUCCUUACCAUGUUUAUGUAUGAUGAUACAUAAUUACAAAAGGGUUGAAUUUACAGAAAUUAACUAGACUGUGCCCCAGGAAUCGGAGUUUUCUGCCCCCUAUGCUAAGUGCAUGUACUUUGUGCUUGCCGAAGAUACCACUUGAGCAGUAGUAGAACAAUACAUAUCACGUGUUUGUUGUGGAAUAAUUUUUUAAAAAAUUAUUGCCUGUUCGAGAAGAAGAUUCCGUGGUUGUUCCAUCAUUGUUGUAUGUCACAAUGAUGUCCCUAGCUGUAAUAUACACUUAUGAAACUGCUUCUGGUCAAGACAGUGAGGCACACCAUGAAAAGGAGCUCUUGAUACUCAAUUUGCAAACAGUGUUGGCACUGUUGAAGUAAGUCUCAUGAAUAUUGUCAAAGUGUCACACACACACACACACUUGAAAUUUUAUCUUUGCAGAGUGGUUGUUGUGCAAGACCUCACUUAUCCUGGUAUAAUCAAGUGCAAUUCAUUCUGUAAAACACUCCUUAAUAAACUGACCAAUCACACUGUUCUCAUAUUAGGCAUAAUAAUAUACAAAAGGCCCAACUGAAGUAUGCAGCUGUUGCACUUGCUUCCUCUUCAGGUAACCCUCAUUGUGUGAUGUGAUGUAGCAAAUUUUGGAAUAUGGUGUUGGCAACAGCAGAUACAGGUUUUCUGUGGUUUCCCUAAAUCGAAUAAGAUAAUUGCCAGAACGUUUCCACUAAAAGGACCUGGCCAGAUCCAUUUCCCAUCAUUGUCAGACUUUCUUUUGUUUUGUGGUUCAUCUGAACCCUUUCACAAAGAAAAAUUAACACUUUCCGUAAUAUACAGAAUGUGCAGCUUACAAGGAAGAUUUGGGCACAAUUUUGGGGGGACAUUUUAGCACAUGUACUGUUCAAAAAAUGAGUGAGAUUGC
This is a messenger RNA of Schistocerca piceifrons (Central American locust), 3082 nucleotides long. RefSeq names its product zinc finger CCCH domain-containing protein 11A-like. The record is from RefSeq and is a predicted model, not a curated record. Lineage: Eukaryota; Metazoa; Arthropoda; Insecta; Orthoptera; Acrididae. The transcript has 7 exons. Gene Ontology annotation, molecular function: metal ion binding. Bases 264 to 1502 code for a protein of 412 amino acids.